Mugil cephalus (flathead mullet) is the source of this 1275-nucleotide messenger RNA. RefSeq names its product decapping enzyme, scavenger (gene dcps). Gene Ontology annotation, molecular function: RNA 7-methylguanosine cap binding; hydrolase activity. Gene Ontology annotation, biological process: deadenylation-dependent decapping of nuclear-transcribed mRNA. The transcript has 6 exons. Gene Ontology annotation, cellular component: nucleus; P-body. The record is from RefSeq and is a predicted model, not a curated record. Lineage: Eukaryota; Metazoa; Chordata; Actinopteri; Mugiliformes; Mugilidae. The coding region runs from base 38 to 1030 and encodes 330 amino acids.
CUUCGUCGCUAAGGCAGCAGCAGCAGCAACAAGAAACAUGGCGGACAAUACAGCUAAACGUGAAUUAGAUGCUGCUGGAUCUGAUGAAUUAUCUCCGGAGGUGAAGAGGGCGAAGACCGAGGAUGAGAAUGGCGGAGAAAACGGGAAAGAGGCGGAAUGUGAAAAUGUUCUGUCUGGGUUUAAAACCUCUAGCGUCUUGAGAGAUUCUGCCCGGGAGAAAAACAUAUUUAUCCACGGAAAGGUUGCUGAUCAGGACGCUGUGGUUAUCCUGGAGAAGACUCCCAUCAGAGAGGACACCCUGACCGAGCUGUUCACUCACUCCACUCUCAAGCUGGUGAUGAAAAACGACAUCUACAGCACCUAUCAGCUCCAGCCUCCUCCACGCUUCAAUGAGAUUAAGACCACAGUGGUGUGUCCGGCCACAGAGAAACAUGUAAAGAAAUACCAGUGUCAGGAGUCUUACCUGAUGGAGGAGACCGGGGACGACUACCAGUCCAUCACUCUUCCCUAUAUCCAGAAGCAGGGUUUCAGCGUGCAGUGGGUUUACAACAUCCUGGAGAAGAAGGCAGAGACUGAGAGGAUAGUUUAUGAAGAUCCAGACCCUGAGGUUGGCUUUGUCCUCCUCCCCGAUUUCAAAUGGGACCAAAAACAGGUAGAUGAUUUAUAUCUAAUUGCUAUAACACAUCGGCGAGACAUUAAGAGUCUUAGAGACCUGACGUCGGAGCACCUCCCGCUGCUGCAGAACAUGUUCCAGAAAGGAAAGGAGAUCAUCCUGCAGCGCUACAACCUUCCAGCCAGUAAGCUGAGAGUCUACCUGCACUACCAACCGUCCUACUACCACCUGCACGUCCACUUCACCAAGCUAGGCUACGAGGCUCCGGGCUGCGGCGUGGAGCGCGCCCACCUCCUGGCGGACGUCAUCCAGAACCUGCAGUCUGACCCCCAGUACUACAAAACCCGGACGCUGUACUUUCCCCUGAGGGCAGACGACGGACUGCUGAGCAUGUUCAAGGAGGCAGGAAAGCUGUAACGGACUGAACGCUGAUAUCGACCUGUUCAAAGGAUUCCAUCCAAACUGUGUUUUUAUAGAGUCAGUGUUUUUAUCUGCACUAUUUGUACGGUGCCACGGCUGCAAAUUUUUACAAAUAAUGUAUAUUCAACUUUUUGAUGUGGUUUUCUAAUCAUGUUCUUCACGAGGAGAAGACGUGAUAAAACAGUGGUGAACAGUUUCCGUUUGUUUUCUAAUCCAACUGAAUUAAAGUCGUUAUUUCUACU